Telopea speciosissima is the source of this 1194-nucleotide messenger RNA. Its product is annotated as putative RING-H2 finger protein ATL21A. The coding region runs from base 16 to 1164 and encodes 382 amino acids. Gene Ontology annotation, molecular function: polysaccharide binding. Lineage: Eukaryota; Viridiplantae; Streptophyta; Magnoliopsida; Proteales; Proteaceae. The transcript is spliced from 2 exons. The record is from RefSeq and is a predicted model, not a curated record.
AACCACAGAAUCAAAAUGGUUUGCUCCCAAUCCCUCUCUUUCUUCUUCCUCCUCCUCCUCCUCUGUCACAGCGUAACAGUCACCGGUGAUGAAAUCUGUCCGGUUUUUAGCUGCAGCGAAACUGAACCGGCGAUCGGGUUCCCUUUCCGGAUAAAUGAUUUGCAGCCGGAGACUUGCGGGUACCCGGGAUUCGACCUCACCUGUACUAACCGAAGCCGGACGAUUUUGGAGAUCUCUUCUUCAGGAGGGUUUUGGUUACAAAACAUAGAUUAUAUCAAUCAAGAGAUCCGGGUCAAUGACCCGGAUGGGUGUCUACCGAGACGGUUACUCCGGUUGGAUCUCUGGGAUUCACCGUUCAGAACGGCGUUAUACCAGAACUAUUCGAUGCUGAGGUGUUCGGCGGAGCAGGGGAUGCCUCCUGUACCUUAUAAUCCUAUAGGUUGUCUUAGUAACUCGACGGAUGAGAUUUGGGCAACGGCUUCAGCGUUGUCUGUGGAUAUGAUGGUGUCGAGCAGGGGAUGCCAAGUGAUGACGACGGUGGAGGUUCCAAUUCCUUGGUCGGGGUACUACGAUAACAGUGCCUUGUCGUUUAGUGAUUUGAGCGCAGAUUUGACACUUAAAUGGGAUGAGCCUCAGUGUGGAGAUUGUGUGGAGAAGGGAGGGAGGUGUGCAUUCAAGAGCAGUUCUAGCCUUGAAGUAGAAUGUUUUGGUGUUUCUCAACCAGGAGGAUUAUCAAGGAGCGUCAGCUAUGCAGUGACAAUAGGCAUUGGAGUGCCUACACUCUUAGGUGGGAUUGGGAUAGCAUGCUAUGUGAGUGGGAGGUUCAAGAGAUACAGGAGACGAAAUUCAAGUGGUGCGGAUGCCGCCGGCUCCUCCUCAACAGUAAAUCCACAACCCACCGUUGUCGCGAUGGGCCUCGACAAUCCAACCAUAGAAUCCUAUCCGAAAGCUGUGAUUGGUGAAAGUCACCGGUUGCCGAGGCCUAAUGACAAUACAUGCUCAAUCUGCUUAUCGGAGUAUCAGCCCAGAGAGACAGUAAGAACUAUACCACAGUGUCAACACUGUUUCCAUGCCGACUGCAUUGAUGCGUGGCUUAGGACGAAUGCUACCUGUCCAAUUUGCCGGAAUUCUCCGGCACCAGUUUUGGGUGCUCAGCCUCCAUGAUCUAUCUUCUCCUUUAUCCUUCUUCCACUC